AUGGCUGAUAAUAGAACAUUAAGGCAGUUAGCUGCACCUGAUGUGAAUUACAACGGUUUGUGUAUUGAGUAUGCUGCUGAUGCUGUUCCUUUUGAGUUAAAAUCAGGUUUAAUCCAUUUGUUGCCCAAGUUUAGUGGUCUUGCAGGUGAAGAUCCUCACAAACAUCUGAAAGAAUUUCAAGUGGUGUGCUCUACGCCACUGAAGCCUGAAGGGAUCACUGAAGAUCAUAUCAAACUUCGAGCUUUUCCUUUUUCAUUGCAGGGUGCAGCAAAGGAUUGGAUAUAUUUCCUCGAGCCAAAUUCAAUUGCAAACUGGAAUGCUCUGAAAAAAGUGUUCCUUGAGAGAUACUUUCCUGCCUCCAGAGCUGCCUCGAUAAGAAAAGAGAUAUGUGGUAUUAGACAGGGUAAUGAGUCUUUGACCGAAUAUUGGGAGAGGUUUAAACAGUUGGUAUCCAGCUGCCCUCAGCACCAGAUCACCGAGCAGCUACUCAUCCAGUACUUUUAUGAGGGGUUGUUACCGAUGGAUAGGAACAUUCUUGAUGCUGCUAGUGGUGGAGCACUUGUCGAUAAAACUUCGGCUGCUGCCAAGGCUCUAAUUGAGAAUAUGUCACUAAAUUCCCAACAGUUCACAACAAGAAAUAAUUCUGUCCAAAUAAAGGGUGUGAACAAAAUUCACGUAUCCUCUCAUGUUUCUCACUCCGACAAAGCCUUCGAAAAUAAAAUGAAUGAGCUGAAGGAUUUAGUGCAGCAGAUGAUAGUCGUAGGUAAGGCUCAAGCAACCCAACAACUUCAAACACCACCAAGGUUAUGUGGCAUUUGUACCUCUUCUGAUCAUCCUACUGAUACAUGUCCUAUUUUGCAAGAUGAUAAGCCUACUGAAUUACCUCCAGCUUAUGCUGCAGCCCUUUACAACCAAAGUAACAACCAGAACCGGUAUAACAUUCCCGACCUGUCCACUAAUAAGUACCACCCGAGUUGGAGGAACCAUCCAAACCUCCGAUAUGGAAACUCACAAACGAGCCAACAACCUAACCCACCUCAAGCGGCUGCCCCUGCACCUUCUGGACCUUCUUUAGAGGAACUUGUUAAACAAAUGGCCGUCAACAACCUUCAAUCCGGAAAAGUUACAGAAUCAGCCCCUGAAAAAAAUAAAAAAAUCAUUGAGGUAACUUCUGAACUUCCUACUUCUGAACUGUCUGUUGAACCUCCUUCUCCUUCUUCUGUUGUGGUCGAAACUGAAAAAAUUAAAGAAAAAGAGCACGUACCACCAGUCCCCUUCCCACAUAGAGUUCUGAAAAAUAAGAGAAUUGAGGAGGGAGACAAAGAAAGAGAGAUAUUAGAUGUUUUCCGAAAAGUUGCGGUAAACAUCCCGUUACUUGAUGUGAUUAAGCAGGUUCCUAAGUAUGCUAAGUUUCUGAAGGAUUUGUGCACCAACAAGAGGAGGAUGAAGGGAAGUGAGAGAGUCAAUUUGGGAAGGAAUAUUUCUUCCUUUAUUCAGCCACGACCUUCAUCUGAAAAAUUUACGGGCGAAGGGAAUGUUUCAGCCCUCACUAUUCCGGUCUUGCCACAAAAGUGCAAGGACCCGGGAACUUUUGCUAUCCCUUGUACCAUCGGAAAUAGUAAAUUCGAUGACUGCAUGCUUGAUUUAGGAGCGAGCAUUAAUGUUAUGCCUACUUCUGUUUAUAAUAACCUUUGUCUUGGUCCUUUGCAGCCUACAGGUUUAAUCAUUCAGUUGGCGAAUAGGAGUAACACCCGCCCUGCCGGCAUAGUUGAAGAUGUCCUUGUUCAAGUUAACGAUUUAAUUUUUCCUGCAGAUUUUUACAUUCUUGACAUGGAGGGAGAAACAAGGUCCAGCAAAGCUCCAAUCAUUUUAGGAAGACCAUUCAUGAAAACGGAAAAAACUAAAAUUGAUGUUGAUGAUGGAAGCAUGUCCAUGGAGUUUGGCGACAUUAUCGCAAAAUUUAACAUUUUUGAUGCCAUGAAACAUCCUUUGGAAGAACACUCUGUUUUUCGCAUUGAGUUGAUUUCUGAAUUAGUUGAUGACACUUUUUCUGAUUUAUUUUCUCUUGAUUUUUCAUCUGGUUUUGAUGAUGCUGACGUAUUUCCUACAGGUGAAGCUGUCGCCGAUGAAUCUGUUUUUGUAGCUGAUGCUCUUGAUGUUCCUGCUGCCCCAAGCGCCCCAUCCAUCGAGCAUCCCCCGUCCUUAGAGCUAAAGGAGCUCCCUGAAAACCUGAAAUACGCUUACUUGGAGAGUAAUGAAAAACUCCCUGUUAUUAUUUCUUCUAACCUUGAUUUCGAUCAAGAAAACAAACUUUUGCAGGUUCUGAAGAAGCACAAAAAGGCAAUCGGGUGGACAUUAGCCGACCUUCCAGGAAUUAGUCCUUCCAUGUGUAUGCACAGAAUUUUACUUGAGGAUGGUGCGAAAACAGUAAGGCAGCCCCAAAGGAGGCUUAAUCCUUUGAUUCUCGAUGUCGUGAAGAAAGAGGUAACCAAACUCUUGCAAGCAGGUAUCAUUUACCCUAUCUCUGACAGUAAGUGGGUAAGCCCAGUGCAGGUUGUACCUAAGAAAUCUGGACUUACAGUUAUCAAAAAUGAAAAGAAUGAACUUGUUCCCACUAGAGGAAUUGUUCUUGGUCACAUAAUUUCUGAAAAAGGAAUUUCUGUUGACCCUGCUAAGAUUGAUGUGAUUUCUACACUACCUUACCCAUCUUGCAUUCGCGAGAUUCGCUCUUUUCUUGGUCAUGCAGGUUUUUACAGGCGUUUCAUCAAAGAUUUCAGCAAGAUAGCUCUUCCACUGUCAAACUUGUUGAAGAAUGACGUCACUUUCCACUUCGAUGACAAAUGCAAACAGGCGUUUGACUUCUUGAAGAAAGCAUUGACCUCCGCUCCCAUAAUCCAGCCGCCUGACUGGACCCUCCCUUUUGAGCUUAUGUGUGACGCUUCGAAUUAUGCUGUUGGGGCUGUCCUUGCACAAAGAGUUAACAAGGUUGCCCAUGUUAUUUACUAUGCUUCUAGGACUUUAGACUCUGCACAGUCAAAUUACACUACCACUGAAAAAGAACUUCUAGCUAUUGUUUUUGCUCUUGAUAAAUUCAGAUCUUAUUUGCUAGGUUCCAAGGUUGUUGUUUUUACUGACCAUGCAACUUUAAAAUAUUUGUUGAAGAAGCCGGAUGCAAAACCGAGAUUGAUUCGGUGGAUGUUGUUGCUCCAAGAGUUUAAUGUAGAGAUUAAAGAUAAAAGUGGAGCUGAGAACUUAGUGGCUGACCAUUUGAGCAGGAUAGAGAGAGAUGAAGAUCUUUUUCCUAUUCAGGAUGACUUUCCUGAUGAGCAACUUUUAGUUUUACAUGGUAUUACACCUUGGUUUGCUGAUAUUGUUAAUUAUCUUGUUGCUGGUGUUUUUCCUACAGGUGCAUCCAGAUCACAGAUUCAUAAACUCAAAAGUGAUGCCAAAUAUUAUGUUUGGGAUGAUCCAUAUCUUUGGAAGUUUGGUAGUGAUCAAGUUAUUAGAAGAUGUGUCCCCGACUAUGAGAUUGAAUCCAUUUUAAAUUUCUCUCAUGCGUCUCAAGUCGAAGGACAUUUUGGCCCGCAAAGAACUGCAAGAAAAGUCCUCGACUCAGGCUUCUAUUGGCCAACUGUUUUUAAAGAUGCUUAUGAGACUUACCGCACUUGUAAAGAGUGCCAGAUAGCAGGUACGAACAUCACUCGCAAGAGUGAAAUGCCUCAGCAACCUAUGCUUUUCUGUGAGGUAUUCGAUGUAUGGGGAAUUGACUUCAUGGGUCCCUUUCCUGUAUCAUUUGGUUUCCUUUAUAUUCUGCUUGCUGUUGAUUAUGUCUCAAAGUGGGUAGAAGCUAUCCCCACUCGGACUAAUGAUUCUAGAGUUGUUGCAGAUUUUGUCAGGUCUAAUAUCUUUUGCAGGUUUGGAAUACCGCGAGCUAUCAUCAGUGACCAAGGCACUCAUUUCUGUAACCGCACCAUGGAAGCUUUGCUCCGAAAGUAUGGAGUUGUGCACAGAGUCUCUACUGCAUAUCACCCACAAACUAAUGGGCAAGCUGAGAUCUCAAACAGGGAGAUCAAACAUAUUUUAGAGAAAAUGGUGCAACCAAACAGGAAGGACUGGAGCCGUCGUCUAGAAGACGCACUUUGGGCUCAGAGAACAGCUUUCAAGACACCCAUUGGGAUGUCUCCUUAUCGACUUGUUUUUGGUAAGGCAUGUCAUCUUCCUGUUGAGAUAGAACAUCGUGCCUAUUGGGCGGUGAAAAGUUGUAAUUUGGAGAUGCAACAAGCAGGUAUUGAAAGAAAACUCCAAUUACAACAGUUGGAAGAACUUAGAUUAAAGGCUUAUGAAAGCUCUAGAAUUUAUAAAGAAAAAACUAAGCACUUCCAUGAUAAAGUGAUUUCUAGGAAAGAGUUUUCUGUGGGCCAACAGGUUUUAUUGUUUAAUUCCCGCCUUAAGCUUAUGGCUGGGAAACUUCGAUCCAAAUGGAUUGACCCUUUCGUUGUUACUAAUGUUUUCCCUCAUGGUGCAGUAGAAAUUAAAAGUACAGGUACUGACAAAGUCUUUAAGGUUAACGGGCAGCGUCUGAAGUUAUUCUAUGGAGGUUCGGUGCCUGAAGAUGUCGGUAUAGAGGAGCUUUCUUUGGAAGCGCCUAACUACACUGCAACUUGA
Lathyrus oleraceus (garden pea) is the source of this 4665-nucleotide messenger RNA. RefSeq lists its product as uncharacterized. Gene Ontology annotation, biological process: DNA integration. The coding region runs from base 1 to 4665 and encodes 1554 amino acids. Gene Ontology annotation, molecular function: nucleic acid binding. NCBI's taxonomy places the organism in Eukaryota, Viridiplantae, Streptophyta, Magnoliopsida, Fabales, Fabaceae. The record is from RefSeq and is a predicted model, not a curated record. The transcript is spliced from 4 exons.